GCGGGGAAAUGCCUGAGCUGCGCCGGGCAGCCCGGAGCUGGCAACGCUGCUCCCGCGGAUCCGAGCGGCGCCAGCUCCUCGCGCCCCGCGCGCUCCCUUGCCAUGUACGACCCGGAGCGCGGCUGGAGCCUGUCCUUCUCGGGCUGCGGCUUCCUGGGCUUCUACUACGUGGGGGCAACGCGCUGCCUGAGCGAGCGCGCCCCGCACCUCCUGCGCGACGCGCGCAUGUUCUUCGGCUGCUCGGCGGGGGCGCUGCACGGGGUCACCUUCCUGGCGGGGGUCCCGAUCGAUCGGACUCUCCAGCUGCUCAUGGACCUCGUGCGAGAGGCCAGGGGGCGGAACAUGAGCACCCUCCACCCGAACUUCAACCUGUGCAAGCACCUGCGGCAGGGGCUCGAGGAAGUCCUCCCGGACAACGUGCACCAGAUCAUCUCCGGCAAAAUCUGCAUCUCACUCACCAGAGUGUCCGAUGGGGAGAACGUGCUGGUGUCUGAUUUCCAAUCCAAAGAGGAAGUCGUGGAUGCCUUGCUGUGUUCUUGCUUCAUUCCUUUCUUCUGUGGCUUAAUCCCUCCGACCUUCAGAGGUGUGCGAUACGUGGAUGGAGGUGCGAGCAACAACCUGCCAGUCCUGGACUCCCAGACGACCAUCACGGUGUCCCCGUACUACGGGGAGUACGACAUCUGCCCUAAGGUCAAGUCCACGAACUUCCUCCACGUGAACAUCACCAACCUCAGCUUGCGCCUGUGUUUGGAGAACCUCUACCUCCUCUCCAAGGCCUUCUUCCCCCCCGAUGUCAAGGUGAUGGGAGAGAUCUGCCUGCGAGGCUACCUGGACGCUCUCCGGUUCCUGGAGGAGAACGGCAUCUGCAGUGGGUCCCAGCCCUGCCUGCCGUUCCCCAAGGAAGAGCCGGAGCUGGAGGUCUCAGCGCCCGGCCGGGAAGACCCGGGCUCGGGGCCUGCCGAAGGCGAUGAGCUGCUGGACCACCUGCGCCUCAGUUUCCUGCCCUGGGACGAGCGCAUCCUGGAUGUGCUGUCGCCCCGGCUCACUGCAGCUGUGAAGAAAGCAAUGAAAGACCCAGGCGGCUUCCUGAGCAAAGUCCGCAACUCGCUGCCUGUCAGGAUCCUGUCCUACGCGAUGCUGCCCUGCACGCUGCCCGUGGAGUCCGCGAUCGCCACUGUCCACAGACUGAUGGUAUGGCUCCCGCACAUGCCUGAUGACAUCCAGUGGCUGCAGUGGCUGACAUCCCAGGUCUAUGCCCGUGUGACCACGUGUCUGCACCCCACUUCCAGGUCCCGGAUGCCAGCAAGCAGCCAACGCGCUUCCCCACGCACCCCGGAAGGCGGAUCUGCAGGCUUGUAGACUGUGGGUGGCCAGGAGGGGGCACCCCAGCCUGGCUCCAGCCUGCCCCUCCGCUGGACAGCAUCUUAGGGGAGGGACCCGCCCUAGUGCUUUCCCAGAAAGGGAUUUUGGGGUCCCCUGAGGAGGCAUCCAGGAGCCCUUCCUGAGGUGCUGAGCCGUCUCUUCGUGGUGCAGCUGUCCCAGCCCUGCUGUUAGUGAGCUGAGGGUCCCAGCCUCUUCGCUAAAUUGGUUCAUCCCUUACCCAAAGGCGAUGGCUUUGGCUGUGGGCAGCUGGGAGUCUGUGCUCAUGCAGCUGUAGUAUUUAGGCCCCAGUUGGCUCCGUUGGUUGGGCCAUGUUACCAGGAAGCCUGGCACAGAGACUCUGAUGGCCGUCUGCGUUCCACAGCCUGCUUGUGGCUGGGCGGGACCAAGCACUGCCCGGGUGCCGAAGACAGCAGGGGCCAUGAGCCCUGAACUCGCUCAGGCAGCCAGCAGGGCAGGGGACCAGAUGUGGUCAUCACCACGGAGGCCCCUCCUGUCGUUGGCAUUAAGAUGGUGAUAACUUAGCUGUAUACCUAGCACCCUUUGGACAUAGCUAAAAUACUUUUUUAAAGCGUUUUGUAAUAACAUGCAAGGGAAUAGCUGGUGAGUUAUGAAUAUUGUGAAUUCGUGAGAUACCUGAAGAGAAAGCCUUAAAAUAACACCUAUUGCGGGGGUAACGGGCGCCCUGGCCUAUCCGGGCAGGAGCCAAAUAGCACAGAAACUUCUGCUUUCUUUCUUUCUUUCACAGCCGUUGCUAUGAACUUGGCUUAAGUUCUGCCAGCUUCCGGCCUGGGUUCUUUUCUCUGUCUGCAUCUCCCCACACCGUGGUCCCUCACUCUGCCAGCCUUAAUGGAGACACACGCUUGAGGUGAGGCCCAUCUUCUUCCCAGGAGCAGGACACAUUUGAGUGUAGCUACAGAAAAGAAAACGACCCGCUCAGACUCCUCCAUGUUGGCAGAGUUAAACUCGCCUCCACCAGCUGCGCCAGCCUCCAAGCUGCAGGUUCAGACAAGCACUUUACUAAGAUGGUGCGCCCUGGAAGAGAGGGUGUGGUUCUAGAACCUGCCUGGCCUGUUCUCUGCAGGUCCUGGAGCUCGCUCCUGAAAAUGGGCUUGAACCCAACUCCCUCUCCUCAGGGUGGGCAGGGAGCUUCCCCGCCUCCGGCCUGCGGAACUGGCUUCCUAAGUGAGGAAGGCCAAGGCAUGGGGCACUCUCUCCAUCACCUGUCCCAGGCCUGGCCCCUGGCUGUGGCCCUAGGAGAGCUGGGAUGGGCUGGCAGAGGCCUCAUCCGACAUCCGUGUGGCCAGCCCUCGUCCUUUGCCAAGUUUCCCCCUAGGAGUUCUGUUAGAGCUGCUGAAGGGCUGGCCUUGCCCUGGCAGAUGUAGCCCAGCCUGAGUAAUACUUAACAGAUAGAACAGGUCAUACACUGGCUCUGGGUUCUUACCAGGAAAGCCCUCCCAUGGCUGACUGGAUUGCAUGGGGCUUAUUUCUACCCACUUUUUCAAAAUUCUUUUUCACCCUUCUUUUUUUUAAAAUUUGACUUUUAUUUUUUCAGACAGGGUCUCACUGUGCA
This is a messenger RNA of Chinchilla lanigera (long-tailed chinchilla), 2953 nucleotides long. RefSeq names its product patatin-like phospholipase domain containing 3 (gene Pnpla3). NCBI's taxonomy places the organism in Eukaryota, Metazoa, Chordata, Mammalia, Rodentia, Chinchillidae. Gene Ontology annotation, biological process: lipid homeostasis; triglyceride catabolic process. The record is from RefSeq and is a predicted model, not a curated record. Gene Ontology annotation, molecular function: triacylglycerol lipase activity. Bases 103 to 1359 code for a protein of 418 amino acids. The transcript has 9 exons. Gene Ontology annotation, cellular component: membrane; cytoplasm; lipid droplet.